Molecule: messenger RNA, 1549 nt
Organism: Pyricularia oryzae 70-15
Lineage: Eukaryota; Fungi; Ascomycota; Sordariomycetes; Magnaporthales; Pyriculariaceae
Product: CIA30 family protein
Exons: 4
Coding region: 564-1322 (252 amino acids)
Biological process (GO): NADH dehydrogenase complex assembly
Source: RefSeq, a predicted model, not a curated record
GGCCUACUGUAAUGUCCCCCCGCGCCUGGCUGUCAGGGCGAUGCGGACAAUCCCCCCAAGCUGCUUUCGGGCUUGUCACUGACUUGAGUGGGGCGUCGAUCCCGUCAUCAUGCAUUCAUUAAACUUUGGCCUUCUUUUUUCCUUCCAACUCCUUUUGACGCUUGACGCGGUCCACGGCAAUAUCGGAUUGCCAGCCAGAUUCUUCUUUCUACCUAUCACUUCAUAUUGAUUUUUUGUGUCCGCUCGCUCCACCAUCCUUCGGCGAUAUCGUCAGUAGCGCUACCGAAUCUCUUCAACAAUCGGAUUCGCGGCUCACCAGGGGAUCCAAUCCUGCCAACUUUAGAGUACCUCGUGUUUAGUGACCGUCCUUCCCCCCUGUGGUCCGGUGAGGACGAAAAAGCGCACACCCCCCUCCUUUGACCGUGUCCGGAGGUAAAGGUUACCAAAAGGAGCUUGGACUGCGAUAUUAGUGCCCAGCCUUGUCCUUGGCCUACGAACGGACUUGGCAUAUCGUCGCUACAUAUCCCUUGUCGACCAACCACAGCUCACGCGGGCAUAUCCCUAUGCGAGCGGCGUUACCCGCAGUCCUGCUUCUCGACUGGAGCUUUGCCAUGUCCAUCAUGGCAGGAAACCGAUAUAUUUUUGGUGGUGACAAACCAUGGGAUGAGGCCGGGUUCACCGCCGUCGAUGAUCGUGUCCGCGGAGGCAGUUCAGUCUCCCACUUAAUCGUCAACGCCGACCGCACGGCUGCCACCUUCAACGGCACCCUCGACACCAAGACCCUUGGUGGCGCGGGCUUUGCUUCCCAGCGCACUGUUGACCCCUUCCUAGUUGAUCUGACCGGCGUUGGUGCCCUGAUUGCAGAUGUCGUGGUUCCUGCCGACAACAAGACGUACACUCUUACGCUAAAAAACGACAUUCUGCCUACCGGACCGGAUGGUCGGGAGCAGAGCACCGUCAGUUGGGAAUAUGACUUUGUCGCGCUGGGCGAUGGCGACAAGGAGGGUGAGACGAAGCAGGUGAAGAUGCCGAUUGAUCAGUUCAAGCCCACCUACAGAGGCCGUCCGGCAGAGGAUGCGAAACUGGAUCUGGCCAACAUCAAGCGGAUCUCCUUCAUGAUGAGAAGCUUUUUUGAAAAGCAGGAUGGCGACUUCAGCCUGACCAUCAAGUCACUCGCUGUUUCCCAAUCCGUACAGAGUGAGAGUCCUGCUCGAAUUAGCGAGGCCAUCUCGGACGAUGGCGACUCGAAAGGUCAGGCGAACCAAGCCCUGUCCGCGGAGAAAGAGGUGCCGAUCUGGCGCCGUUGGCUAUGCAACUGGUAGAAAAGUCCUACACGAUGGGCUGGGGCAUCACUCAAAAGUAGUGUUUGUGUGGCGUUUGUAGUUAGUUGCCCAGCCAGACACGAGCAAGCACAUAGUUUCAAAGUGAAAACGGAAUGAGAAUUCUCAACUCUCCUUGGGUUUGGUUACGGUAGAGUAACAACCGGCAACGGUUUCUAAACGACUUUCAGGUCGGAAAUGACGCCUAAUGAAACAAGUUUAUCUGGGUA